This is a messenger RNA of Purpureocillium lilacinum, 1794 nucleotides long. RefSeq lists its product as uncharacterized. NCBI's taxonomy places the organism in Eukaryota, Fungi, Ascomycota, Sordariomycetes, Hypocreales, Ophiocordycipitaceae. The record is from RefSeq and is a predicted model, not a curated record.
AUGGCUAUGUCCGCCACCAGCUCGCCCGUGCCGCGAGAGGUCGCCUCAGUCUCUCAGGCUGCUCUCGGUCGGCCUGAAGAGGCAAAUAUGGCGACUCCGGGACAUGUUGAGCCAGAGAGGGCGACAGGCCAAGGACCCCGGACCGUGCCCAGCUCGCCGCUCAACAGUGCGGGUGGCGGCCUCACCUCUAUCCCUCGCUCCUUUACUCUGAUUGACGACGACAUCGACUUUUCAGCGGGUGCCCCGGAAGCGCCUCGCUGCAUGUUUGUGGCCAACUGCGACACCGGCUCGCAGCUGCGCAAGGCCAUCUCGCACCUGUUCGGCCGCAACAAGUCGUGCACGCUAAAAAUCCCCAAGGACGUCUGGGUGUACUACUGCCGCAAGCACUACCAGAGAAUCCGCUAUCGAAACGCACGCACGUACCCGAGCAACCAGAUGGAGCUCGUCAAGGUGCAGAUCGUGCGGCUCCAACGCUGGAGCGAAGCCAACAAGGCCAAAGGCAGCGGCCCAUGCAUCAAGCAGUGGACCUUGUCUCUCCGGAAGCGCGAGCAGAAUCGCCUGGACAGCGGCAAGGGAGCCGGCGAUGAAGGCGACGAAGACACCAUGACGAGUCAGGGAGGCAGUGCCGUCCCGGAAUGGAUCAUCCAGCUGCUUGGCGACGGCUACACCACGGAGAAGAUGCUUGACAUUGCCGAGCGCCUACACCAAGAGAUCGAGAGGGGCAGCCUGAGCACCGUACCGGAGAUUGAGUUCCUGCCCGACAUCGUCGACGGCGAGAAUGGCACGUCGUCUAAGCCUGUCAGAGCUCGACGCCAGGAGAGCGGCUCGAAGACGCCCAAGAGAAAGGCCCUCGACUUGCCCGGCCCGUUCCGACAGGACCCAACCAGUGGCGACGUCUUCUCGGAUGAGCACGAGGAGGGUGAAGAGGUUGGCGACCUGCUUAUCCAUUCUGGCAAGCGUGCGCGCAUCGGUAAGACCAGCAGCCGCUUGCCCUACUACGGGACUCAGGACUCGUCGGACCCUCAUCACUCCCAGUCCGCUCACGGCUACAUGAUGCCCGCCUACGGAGACGGGUACGGAAGGGCCAUGUUUCCGCCUCGCGCCCCGCAUGUCGUCCCUAAGAUGAGCCCCAUGGGGUAUGGCCAGGCCCGGACCCAUGGAGACUUCCACCAAUUCAUGCAGUCGCCCUUCGAACACCACGGCCACGCAAUGGGCGACGUCUUCCACCGCGGCACCGCCGCCGCCUACGGUUCAGAGGGUGUUAGAUACGCCCCCAACCAUGUCGGCGGAGGCCCCCAGACGGCGCUUCCAUCGAUCAGCUCUCGUGUCCCGAGCUCUGCCGGGCUGCAGCAAUCUGCUCUGGUCGGACGAGCUCAUGGGGCCGGACUCAACAGCCACGUGUCUGCCCGACCAUCUCAUCACCGUUCGUCGAGUGCGUACAGCCUCGCUAGUCGAAACACGCCAACACCCACCCGCCCCUCCAGUUCCGGAACUGGUGAUCAGGCAAGCUUCAUCCGCAGGGAGAUGCCUGAAGCGAUGUACAGCAUCAGCUCUCGCAGCCCACAGAGCCUUGCUGCCGGCGACCGCUGGGCAGCCUCGGGCUACAACGCCGGUCGCCCCUGGCCCCACGAGUACGGCCAGGCAUUUGCGCCCCGACAGCAGAUGCUGCAGCGUUCGCCCGGCCACAGCCAGGCCACUCACAUGCAGACUGCCAGCCCGCGCGCGGCCGCCGCAUACGGCUCGGUCAACUCGUCGGCUGCGGCUGGCGACAACCGCACAACCCCCGAUGUCUAG